AUGAAAAAAAAGAGAGAAAGGGAGAAGGGAAGGGAGCGAGGCCCGGACAGCAGCGCAGCCCCGGAGCCGUGGCCCUGCCUGAUCACUGACCCGGCUGGUGGAGGCGGCCGGCCCGGGCUCCCGUGUGAGCGGGCCGCGGCUGCGGGCACUGCCGGCCCCUCACGGCCCCCCACGGCCCCCACGGCCCCUCACGGCUUCCACGGCCUCUCACAGCCCCUCACGGCCCCUCACAGCCCCCCACGGCCCUCAAGGCCCCCACGGCCCCCCACGGCUUCUCACGGCCCCUCAAGGGCGCUGGGCGCGCAUUUCCUCGUCGGGACACACACACUCAGAGCGCGCCUCCGCCUUCGCUGCAGACAUGAGACUCCAGCUGCUGCUUUGGAUAGUGGCUGUGCUCCUGGCGAGCCUCCUCCCAGCCUACGGACAGCGGCCAGCCAACCUGGCCCUGCGCAGGAAGCUCCACCGGCACGGCUGCUCCCACCGGCGCUGCGUGCCGCUGCACUCCAGGGUGCCCUUCCCCUGAGCCCCGGCGCAGCGCCCACAGGACUUUUCAGUGUUUUAAAGGAGCAACAGUUAAACUAAUAAGAGGAGUUUGUCAAAAGUCCAGAUCAACAACAGCUGACCUGAUAGCCACCACAGUCCCAUCUUCAGCAGUCCUGUCUGCCACAUUCUACUGGACCUGGACUAAAGGCCCUGUCUCACACCCAGUGGUGGUGGGGGCAAGAACUGUGGUGACGGGUGAUGUACAUGAACUUACCUGCAAAUUAUUUGGGUCUCACAAUGAGUAGUGAAAGUUAAAGAUCAAGUCAAACAUCAGGUAGAUUUUGAUCUGAGCUAGAUUUCCAGGGGCAGUAAGAAAGAAAGAUGUGUCCAAGGGCACUCUUGAUGCUAUAUAAUGUUCAGACUGAGUGAAAUUGAAAGGGCUGUUGACUACCCAGCUCAGGCUGUGUAUGAGACAGUGUUUAGGAUGAGAUAGUAUCAGACUCCAGAAAGGAGUUAUGGAAGUCCCAUUUUUUGUUUAUACUUUUAUAUAUUAAUAAUAUAUACAUAUGCUCUAACAUCUAACAUUACAUCUUUAUGGCAUUACCUUAAUAAUAACAUAGAAUGCGUUACUAUAAUAGUACCAAAGUCAUCACCACACUAGUGGUCCCACUGGCUUCAUGUGUAGUAAGGAUAGUAAGAGUUUACAAUAUCAGAAAGCAAAGAGAGUGUUAUUCCUCAUUCUAUAGAUAGAGUUGAAGCACACAGAGAUAAGAGAUUAGCCAAGGGUCAUGCAAAACUGAUAACUCAGAUCUCUCAAGCCAGGCCUUAAGGUCAAGCCCAUCCUCCUGUCUAAUGAGCUGUUACUGCAAAGUCUAUCAUUUGUUUUCUUAAACUGGGCUGCCAAAUUAGACAGUUAAAACUAGCUUGAAAAUUCAGUACUAUAGAGCUAUUUGCUUAAUAGUAGUUUUCCUAAAAUACCUGCUACAGUGUUAUAAAUAGAGCAUAAAAAUAGACCAUUGAAAAGAAACCUUUGUUUGGUCAGCCCGAGUGUUGCAGAGCACUCUAUUCCUGUCAUUUAAAUGAAUGGGAUAUUUGAACAUAGCACUACAAUGAAUGAAGACCUCAAACAGAAAACAGGCCGUUCUUUUCAGCACUGGAGGUCAAGAAUACCUUGAGCUUUUAGUCUGAGGUUUGUUCUUAAAAAUACAUGCUUCACAUAUGCCUUUUAUAUCAGCAGAAAUUACUACCUACAUAUGAAAGAAAAUGUGGUAGCCCGUUGAUUAGCAUAAAUAAAACAACCUGAAAACAAAACAUACCCAGAUUUUUAAAUCAUUGCACUAGACUUGAAAUGUCAGCAUAUUUUGCAAAAUAUAUAAAGACAAUCAAAGAUCAGAAGUGCUGUGGUUUAAAUCUGGCAUUACAUUUUUUUUCUUACAACACGUCUCUAAUUAAUGAAAGAACAGCAAUCAAAAAAACUAGAUAGCUGAAACUUUCUAAUCCGUGUGCAUAUGUAACCCCUUAUCUCUAAGAAACUGAAACCUUACUUGAAUUAAUACUGGCAGAGUUUAACAGGAGUUACAAAUGGAAAAAAAAUUAAAGUGCAACAUCAGACCCGGUUCUGGAGUUGUGUAAAACCAUCAUAAAAAGAUAGUCAAACUUACCUAAAUCAACAAGCAAUCCUGUAGGUAAACCUUUGGAGUCUUGGGAAAAAAAAAAAAAAAAAAAAGCAGUCUCCCAAAGAGAUAUUUUACCACUUAUAUAUAUUUUUUAAAUUAUUUAUUUAACUUGGCUUUGAUAUAUAACCUUGGCUAUCUCUGUUUGGAAGUACAGGUAUAGAAUGUGGGAAAGCAAGAAAGGUGAAGAGUAGCUAUUUAAAAGUUAUGUCUUAUGAAUGAGUAUAUGGAUCUAUUGUGGCACUGGAUCUUUUAUAUAACCACAGUUAUUCAAUUAACUUUGAUGAAAUUGUAAAAAAUGCAUAAUGUGUUUAUCAGAAAGCUAUAAAUGCAUGGUCCUUCACAGAAGUAAAAAUAAAACAGC
Messenger RNA from Oenanthe melanoleuca, 2520 nucleotides. RefSeq names its product atherin-like. The record is from RefSeq and is a predicted model, not a curated record. The transcript has 4 exons. Lineage: Eukaryota; Metazoa; Chordata; Aves; Passeriformes; Muscicapidae. The coding region runs from base 1 to 582 and encodes 193 amino acids.